Molecule: messenger RNA, 300 nt
Organism: Balearica regulorum gibbericeps (East African grey crowned-crane)
Lineage: Eukaryota; Metazoa; Chordata; Aves; Gruiformes; Gruidae
Gene: S100Z
Product: S100 calcium binding protein Z
Molecular function (GO): calcium-dependent protein binding; calcium ion binding
Source: RefSeq, a predicted model, not a curated record
AUGUCCACACCACUGGAGGACGCAAUGGACAGCUUGAUCAGGAUUUUCCAUCACUACUCUGGCAAAGAAGGAGACAGAUACAAGCUCAGUAAAGGAGAACUCAAGGAGCUGCUCACCAGUGAGCUCACUGACUUUCUUUCAGGCGAAAAGGACCCCCUUCUGGUUGAUAAGAUUAUGAAAGAUCUGGACUCCAAUAAAGACAACGAAGUGGAUUUUAAUGAAUUUGUCAUUCUGGUUGCUGCUUUGACUGUGGCAUGCAAUGAUUUCUUUGAAGAACAGCUAAAGAGAGAGGAAUUUUAA